Molecule: messenger RNA, 1165 nt
Organism: Thermothelomyces thermophilus ATCC 42464
Lineage: Eukaryota; Fungi; Ascomycota; Sordariomycetes; Sordariales; Chaetomiaceae
Exons: 4
Coding region: 223-864 (213 amino acids)
Biological process (GO): endoplasmic reticulum to Golgi vesicle-mediated transport; intracellular protein transport
Cellular component (GO): endoplasmic reticulum membrane; endoplasmic reticulum
Source: RefSeq, a predicted model, not a curated record
CGAUGUUCAACCCCUGUCGGCCUGAAGGCAGCUGCCGCCCCUGUUCCCACAAACCACCACGUCACACCUAUUGUAUACCUGGGGAGCUCUAUUUUGCUCCUUCUCGGCACAAUUUGUCCUUUUCCCAUUGACUUGCUACAUAACAAAUUCGACAACAAACAACGACAAUAACAACAUCGCGGAGAUUGACAACACGAAUCAAUCUACCCAAAUCCCGCCAAGAUGACGCUCUACUACACCUUGGUCUUCCUGCUCCUCGUGGCAGAGAUGGCCCUCUUCAUGCUCUUGAUCCUGCCGUUGCCCUUCCCCAUGCGCAGAAAAGUGUUCACCUUCAUUUCCGAGAAUCCCAUCGUGGCUAAGGUCCAGUACUGGCUGAAGAUAACCUUCGUCUUCAUCUUGAUCCUCUUCAUCGACAGCGUCAAUCGCGUCUACCGCGUCCAAGUCGAGCUAGCCUCUGCCACCGAGAACACAGGCACCUCAGCGCCGACGAUCAUGGGCCACGAGCGCCUCGAAGUGCAGGCACGCAAGUUUUACUCGCAGCGCAACAUGUACCUCUGCGGAUUUACCCUCUUCCUGUCCCUGAUCCUCAACCGCACCUACAUCAUGAUCCUCGAGGUGCUGCGCCUCGAGGAGAAGCUGAAGCAGUACGAGGGCUCCGAGAAGAACACCAAGCAGGCCGAGAAGCUGGCCGCUGCCGGUGACGCGGGCGAGAUUGCGCGCCUCAAGCGCGAGAUUGAGCUGCGCGACCAGGACAUCGCCACCCUCAAGAAGCAGGCCGCCGGCCUCCAUAGGGAGUACGACGCCCUGGCCGAGAAGUACGGCCGCACCCAGGAGGACGGGACCAUGUCCAAGAAGGACAAAUAGGAGAGCGACCUCUGGCACGAUCUCGACUCCUUGAGCAAAGCAACUGCAACAGCGGCGGUGAAGGACGAGGAGGACACCGACACGCCGAGACAGCGGAGGCCAUUGCCGCCGCCGAACAUAUGGUCGCCUUAGCCGCCCGCGGACUGAACAAGUUGCAGAUGCCCAGCAGGUUGUCUGCGAAAAGGGACCUCAUAUUAGGGACGAAGAGGAUGAGAAGCAGCACGAACGAAUCGAAACAUUGGGGGGACGAGGGUAGUUAUCAAGGCAUGCAAAACCGAAGUUCUAUGGGUGGGGUGUUGUU